AUGCUCCCCAGCACCGCGGUGUUCGCGUCACUCAAGAACCUCACGCUCGAAUUCGUGGACCUAGCACCGGGCAGCGGCCAUCUCCUGGCCCGCCUCUCCUCGUCGGCGUGCUGCCCGAGCUUGCUGCGGCUGCGAAUUGCACUGCGCGCGUCCGCUUCAAGCGCGCCGGAACCAGGGAGCUGGUGCUCGACGCCGGGCGGGGAGCUCUUGCUGCUGUCCAUGGAGAGGGCAUAUGGAUGA
Miscanthus lutarioriparius is the source of this 240-nucleotide messenger RNA. The record is from the annotation of a GenBank genome assembly. NCBI's taxonomy places the organism in Eukaryota, Viridiplantae, Streptophyta, Magnoliopsida, Poales, Poaceae.